Molecule: messenger RNA, 1073 nt
Organism: Arachis ipaensis
Lineage: Eukaryota; Viridiplantae; Streptophyta; Magnoliopsida; Fabales; Fabaceae
Source: RefSeq, a predicted model, not a curated record
UUUUGCAGCAUUGCUUGAUGGAUAAUAACGGUCUUAACUUGUUUUCCGCUCCCCAAGAAAGGAGGGUGUCAUUUGCAGAGCUAGCAAGGCAGUAUGAGAUGGCAGCCAACAACAAUGAUGAUGAUAUCCCGAAAAUGAAGAGGAGGGUGAAACUACAACUGAUAGAUGAUAUGAAUUCAAGGAAAGCUACAUUCAGGAAGAGACGUGCCGGAUUGUUGAAGAAGUUGGAGCAGCUCGCCAUCCUUUGUGACAUUCAGGCUUGUAUUGCCAUCUUUGGUCCAGGUGACAAGAGUCCUACGGUGUGGCCAUCAGUGGAGGAGGCUAAAGAGAUCAUGGAGAGGUUUGAGGAGAUUCCGGAGCCAGAGCGGUCGAGCAGAAUGGUAACUCAUCAGGAGUACAGGAAACAGAAGGUGAUUUGGAUGGAGAAGCAACUUGAGAAGCUCAAGAAACUUAACGAUCAGAAAGAGAUGGCCAUCUUCAUGCAUCAAAUCUAUAACGAACAUAGGCCUGUAACUGAUUUUAGCGAUGAUGAGUUGGACCGUUUUCUCACCUAUGUUGACGACAAGUUGAAGGCGGUUAGAAACAACAUAAUAAGAACCCACCGCUCUGAAGUGUCAAUUUCGUUGCAGCCACCGCCGGCGCCGCCAUCAGCAGUGGCAGUGCAGCCACUGAUUAUUUUUGGUGAAGUUGAUAGCAGUGUGCAAGAUGAACUGUUAUUUAAUGCAGAGCAACAACAGAAGAAUUUAGAAGAUGUUGUUCCUAAUGAUGAACCGGAUGAUGAUUUUUUUGGAGGAUUAUUCUUUGAAGAUGAGAGUAACGGGUCGGUUCUGUUUCCUGUUGGUGAUGAGCAUGUGUUGGUGGUUCCACCGGCUGAAGCUAAUGAAGAAUUAUUUGGGUUUGGAGAUUUCGAUGAUUCAGUGGAUUUUGGUGAUCUUGACAAUUUUGGUGACCUCACUGUUGGAACUGAUGAUGAUGAUGACGAUGAUGAUUUCUUAAUUGAUGAGUUAUUAUUGCCUAAUCAGGGCAAUGCCGCCGGAAAUACUAGUAAUGAUAAUCAUAAAGGGCUGUGGUAG